UCAGGGGAAAACCUUUACUAUAGAAGCACAACAUACGCUAUCUCAUGAAAGCCUUUAAAAAAAAAACAUGAUUUGUAAACACAUUUAGAUUUGCCACCACAGGAACGACAGCAGCAAUGGAAGAGGGAUCCUUCCAAUAUCUGUACUAGUAUUUUUGGCUUAGACAUUCCAGAAAGGACCACAGAGAUGUUUAUUUGUGGUGUGUUGCUACUCAUCACCAUGAUUGGUAUAUAUAUAUGCUAUCCUGAAGAACGUAAUACAGAAGUAUUUCUGCUUGACUACCACGCCGUCAGGAUGUUUCUAGGAGGCUGCACUUUUGCGCUUCUGUUGGGGUCUGUUGGGGUCUGCCUCUGUUAUGACACACCAGCCUGGGCAACCACUGGCUUUGAUUUGCCACCAAAGGAACGACAGCGGGAAUGGAAGAGGGAACCUUCCAAUGUCUGCAUUUUUGGUUUAGAUAGAUUUGGAUUAGAGAUGCUUAUUUGUGGUGCAUUGAUACUUGUCAUAGUGAUUGACACAGCUAUCCUUUACAUUUCACGGAAACACAAGAAAAACAUUAAGGCCAGUCAGGCCAUGACAGAGACACCAGGCGCUUUAGAAGCAGAAAAUGAAUGGAUAAAGCAUCAUACAAAAAUGUUGGAACGGUUGCUGAAAAGCACCCGUGAAAUCAACAAAUGUAUGAAGGAUAUCCUUCACAUUGAGAAGAAAAUACUGCAAUCUCAAUUAAGAAGAAGAAAGAUCUCUGAAACUGAGAAUGAAGAUUCAAUCCAAGUGUGUGCCGAUUCUGGUCAAGAAGAAGGAAGAAGGGGAGAGGCUGUAAGCUCUCAGCCAGAGCCUUUGGGACUUUUCCCUGGAAUUUCUGUUUCCUCAAAUGUUCUGUAUCCCCGGAUGUUCUAUAUCCCUGGUGUUCUUGAAAUAUGAAGCUUUUCUACGGGACGAGCUGGUCUACGUCCUAUAGCUUAGCUUCCUUAAGAGAGACUGACUUAAAAAUGGCUCCUUCCCUCCCAGAGCCCUGAACAAGGGGCGGAACCAAACUAUGAUUGACAGGCGGCCUGUCCUAUGAUUGCAAACAUUAGCAACAAGAAAAUAAAGUCAAAGUUCUGGUACAGCCGUACCAGCACAGCAAUGCAAUUGUACUGUUCUAAAAUAUUAAAAAUACAUUUUAAAAUGACAGCUAAUUGCCUCCCUCCACAAAAAAAACUGCAUUUACAAAUGAACUACAAUUAUGUACUUUUUAAUCUAAUGUCAUCUGCAUACAGAAAUGCAGAUUAAGAUAAACACAUACAGUAGAGUCUCACUUAUCCAACACUCGCUUAUCCAAUGUUCUGGAUUAUCCAACACAUUGUAGUCAAUGUUUUCAAUAUAUCAUGAUAUUUUGGUGCUAAAUUUGUAAAUACAGUAAUUACAACAUAACAUUACUGCGUAUUGAACUACUAUUUUUUUUUCAAAUUUGUUGUAUAACAUGUUUUGGUGCUUAAUUUGUAAAACCAUAACCUAUUUUGAUGUUUAAUAGGCUUUUUCUUAAUCUCUCAUUAUCCUACAUAUUCGUUUAUCCAACGUUCUGCCGGCCCGUUUAUGUUGGAUAAGUGAGACUCUACUGUAUAUGAAGUUGUAUGUUAUAAGACAUUACAAGAAAGAAAUGAAAUCGAAAUUAAGCAGAAGAAAAAACUAUGACACGGAGAGUGACCAUUUCCUCCCAGUGUGUUCCUGCCAUGAUUCUGGUCAAGAUAGUGCAUGAACCUCAAGCCCAGAAAGCUUCCCUCUUCCCAUGUUC
Anolis carolinensis (green anole) is the source of this 1774-nucleotide messenger RNA. RefSeq lists its product as uncharacterized. The transcript is spliced from 2 exons. Lineage: Eukaryota; Metazoa; Chordata; Lepidosauria; Squamata; Anolidae. Bases 187 to 921 code for a protein of 244 amino acids. The record is from RefSeq and is a predicted model, not a curated record.